Carassius carassius (crucian carp) is the source of this 1389-nucleotide messenger RNA. RefSeq lists its product as uncharacterized. The record is from RefSeq and is a predicted model, not a curated record. The coding region runs from base 745 to 1389 and encodes 214 amino acids. The transcript has 4 exons. NCBI's taxonomy places the organism in Eukaryota, Metazoa, Chordata, Actinopteri, Cypriniformes, Cyprinidae.
AGAUUGUUACCACUCUCUUGUCUGUAUGGUUAAUUAAGCUACAGAUGGACAAUGUGUUGGUGGUCUAGGCAGCUAGUGAAAAACAGCGGCAUCACCUGGAGUAGCUCUGUCUGUUUUAUGUUACAGGCUUCCCUAAUACAGUGUAAAUGGAAGCGACUGAUGUCUGAGACUAAGGGUCAUCCUUGAUGAUGUCAAUGCUGAGAGGCUUAUUUUGCCCUCUCGUCCUGAGACUCUAAAUGCCCUCAUAAUUGAGAUAAAAAAUAAGUUGAACUUUGCCUAUGACUUUCGGCUUCAGUUUCAAGACCCAGAAUUUGACAAUGCCCUAUGCAAUUUAGUAAACAUCGAGGACCUACCAUCCAAAGCAACCAUUAAGAUAGUUAGAUAUCAGAUCUCAGUUCAACCAGCACAGAUGAUACACUGUUGUCUGAUAACACAGAUUCACUAGAUCGUCUUUGCCGAUGGCCAGAGAUCUUUGUUAUUCCAACAUUCUCCUACGAGGUGGAGCAUGCUCUAAGAGAGGGCAACUAUGCAUUUGUCAAAGAGGGGAAAACUCUAAGCUUGACUAGGGAUCAAAAACACAACAUACUGGAUGGAAUGGCUGCUGAAAUAUAUAAGCAUAAAGCAUAUCCUAGUACCAAAAAUAUUCUCAUGGCUGCAGAGGCUCUGGUGAGCAAACACCCCUGCCUAAAAUAAAAAGGUUGCGGAACAGGGUAUGAGGGUUGGAAGAACAGCCUGCACUUCAGGAUGGGCAACUACAGGACCAAACUGAGCAGGGCUGGCAUAAAGGAUGUGGCUGUGAAUGCCGGAAAACGCAGCAGGACCUAUCCAGAAGGUGCAGCAUCCAGGGCCAAAAUCAAAAGACCCAGAAGAGGAGAAAUAAACGUCAUGCCCAAUUAUCCCCAAGGAGAAACUAAGGACACACUGGAGAACCUGAGGCUUGAGAUGGUGGAGCAGUUCAAGAAGACAGUGACUGAUAGAGACAUGAUUAUCAUCCAUCAACAUAUGCAGCGUACCUUUGCACUCAGGCGUGAAGAAAUUGUGAAUUCAGCUCCUCCCAUUGCUGAAUUGAAAGACCGAUGGCCUGCACUCUUUUGUGAAGCCCAACUCUACAGUGAAUUCCACAGGAUCACCAAUCAAAAUCUACCAUAUUCCUUCUAUGCUGCACUUGACAAGUACACACCUCAGCUGUUGAAGCUCUACAAAAAGAGGAAGCCUGGAAGUUUUGGUGAGAAGAUGGAAGACGUUUUGAGGGUAUAUGAGGAACAGGACAAGAACAACAUCACUGCAGCUCGAACAGCAGCCCUGGCUGGCCUACCGCUGUACUUAAAGGAGGAUUCAUCAGAGGUCUUCAAAACCUGCAAGUGUGACAGAGCAUUAAAAGGAUGCUAG